AUGGUGGUGGCAACAUUUAUGCUUGUCAAGAUUGAGGAGAACUGGUGUCAGUACACAGUAAAGAAGACGGUUUCAUGCCAGUCACAAAACGGAACAGAAACAUUGGUUCAGAGGCUUUUCCAAAGUUGCCGAUGGCCAGGACCCUGCUCAAAUCUCAUCAGUUACAGGACUCUAGUCAGGCCUAAGUAUAAGGUAACGUAUCGUCAGGUUACCUCACUGGAGUGGCGUUGCUGUCCUGGGUUUCAUGGAGAUGACUGUAAAGAAGAGUGCAUGAACUGCACUGGCUAUACGGACAUUAACGAUCGUCUCAGUAAAAUGGAAGCGCAGAUAAUGCUGCUAACAGAGUCGAGUGUGUCUCCGCCCAUUCCAAUCAACCAUUCGCCCGAAAGUUCAAAAGACAAUGAGGUGGAUGUGUCACACGGGCCCCCCACUGGGUCUCGCGUUAUUGGUCCAAGGGGACCUCCAGGGCCUACUGGGCCUCCAGGUUCUCCUGGAUCUCGUGGACCAUCAGGGGAAAUGGGUUUGACAGGAAAACCAGGACCUGUUGGACCCAGAGGACUACAGGGGCCACGUGGUCUCCCAGGAGAGCGAGGACUUCCUGGACCUCCUGGACCUCCCGGGCCAGCCUCCCCCUUCUCCGUGAGAGGAGAUGUGUUCACGCUGACAGCCAGAAAGAAUGGCGCUUAUGAAGAGAGUGCGUUGCCCAUUAAUCACGACCCCAGACGGUCCCUCGGCCCCCCUGGUCCCGCCGGGCCCCCCGGCCCCCCAGGUCGUCCUGGACCAGCUGGACAACCGGGUCUCCCAGGCAUCCCGGGACAAAAUGCUGAUUCAAGUAUCUCUGGUAGACCAGGAGCCCCAGGGCCUAAGGGAGACCCAGGAGAGAGGGGCACUCCAGGGCCAAAGGGUGAACCAGGAAUCAGUCACACAGAGGUUCAGCAGCUCAGGGAAGCACUGAAAAUUUUGGCAGAGAGAGUUCUCAUUCUAGAACACAUGAUUGGCGUUCAUGGAGCCUGGCAGAGUGCAUCGAGUAAGGAGGGGUCCCGACUAGACCCGCACGACCAGUAG
Messenger RNA from Chanos chanos (milkfish), 1065 nucleotides. It is a transcript of the gene col26a1, whose product is annotated as collagen, type XXVI, alpha 1. Bases 1 to 1065 code for a protein of 354 amino acids. Lineage: Eukaryota; Metazoa; Chordata; Actinopteri; Gonorynchiformes; Chanidae. The record is from RefSeq and is a predicted model, not a curated record. The transcript is spliced from 13 exons. Gene Ontology annotation, molecular function: protein binding.